Plasmodium fragile is the source of this 375-nucleotide messenger RNA. RefSeq lists its product as uncharacterized. Lineage: Eukaryota; Apicomplexa; Aconoidasida; Haemosporida; Plasmodiidae. The transcript has a single exon. The record is from RefSeq and is a predicted model, not a curated record. The coding region runs from base 1 to 375 and encodes 124 amino acids. Gene Ontology annotation, biological process: proteasome assembly.
AUGGAGAGCGCCCACCUGGAUAGGCUCAAUUACGACUUUAGAAUAAAAGACGUCACCACCAUAAGGGACAUCAAUUUGCAAGCCAAGGAAAACAACAUUGAACAUUUUCACAACCAAAUCUUACUAAAUGAAGAAAAGAAUUUUUUAAAAAGAACCGGUUUGUUAUACGGAAGUCAGGAAGUAUUUAAACAUAUAAUGGAUAGGGACAUCGUGGCCAUGUCCAGAAGGUUGCCAGGAAUAAAGAGCAGUAUGUUAUCCCUGGAUGUCCUCCGAAAUUCCAUCGAUCGGAUAGAGGCGCACGAGUAUAUGGAGAAUCUGUCUCACUAUACACUAGAGCCAGUGAGCGAAAUUAUUGAGCGCAAGAUGAAUAUUUAG